Messenger RNA from Pecten maximus, 885 nucleotides. RefSeq lists its product as uncharacterized. Lineage: Eukaryota; Metazoa; Mollusca; Bivalvia; Pectinida; Pectinidae. The transcript is spliced from 2 exons. The coding region runs from base 184 to 885 and encodes 233 amino acids. The record is from RefSeq and is a predicted model, not a curated record.
AAUAAAAUCAGGGACAUAUAUAGAGGGAUUCGUAACUCCCUCUUUCUACUAGUAACGACGUAGCGAGAGUUACAUCGAGUUAACUCCCCUGUUUUUGAAGCGCCACCUACACAUAUCUGCAUGGCUUCCACACCGCUUCGCUGAACCAGAAAAUUGACAUGUAAACAAACCAUUUGAACAAAGAUGCGCUGUUCCAGAAAAAAGUCACUUGGUCGCCGUCCCCGACGCAGAAGGAAAGACAGGUGUGAAAACACAUGUACCACAGACGUAUUUGGAGCAAGUGAAAUGGAGGAUGAAUGUCACCAGGACCUUGCACCACAGUGCAGUAUAUUGGAAAAUGACCAGUGCAGUGAUACCACCGGCACAGAUGAUAACACUAUCAUGGGUCCUUUGUCAUUUUAUGACAGCUUAAGGUCUGAUCUUUCAAGUGCUGUGACUUUCCCUUAUCAAGUGAACUCUUAUUCAGAGUACAUUCAAAUAGUGGAACUAUAUCCUUCCGCAGACAAAGUCAGCCAACCAACAGUGAAGUUGACGGUUACAAUUGACACUGAUUUAAGUGCUAAACUUUUUGUACAUAGAAUCGAAAUAUGUAAAGAUGAUGACUUUUGGAUUGGUCUACCAACAUUGUUUGAUACACCAUUGAAGAUAAGUGCUAUUUUAGAGAAACUUAAGAGCUAUACUGUUUGUUUUGGGAGUCCAGAUGAGUGCUUUCAGAGUAUGGUUGAAGUUGGAACUCUAAUUGACAACAACACCGGAGAUACAAGUUCUUCAGCAUAUAGAGAAGGUGACUUCAGCGCUGUUAAAGGAGAUACAAGAUAUUCUUCAACAAUUCGAAGUACUAUGUGCAAGUUGUUAGUGCAAGAUGUCAACCAUGUUCAAAAGUGA